AUGUCCUCUUUACCUCCUGUUAAAUCAUUGGAUUCAAAUCAAUUAGAUUCAAAUCAAAACAACACCCAACAAAAAAUUAUAAACAAUCAAUCUACUUCAACAACAACUCCAAAUAAUGGAUUGACUACCACUCAACAAUCUGGUUCAAAUCAAGAUGAUCAAUAUAGAUAUCAAUCAAAUCAAAAUACAAAUGGUCAAACCAAUUCUAAUGGUGGUGGUAAUGGUGCUUCAAAUCAAAAUGGAACCUCAAGUACCGGUAAUCAAACCACCGGUACAACAAAUGCAACAUCAACAAAUACAAAUGGUGGUGCUCCAAUAAACUCAUCAAAUGCUCCAUCUGUUGUUCCAUCUGGUCAAAUCUCUCAUCCUUUAGGUUUACAAUCAAAUGGUCAAGCCACAACAGAUUCAACUCAUGAUAAUCAACAAUAUCCAUAUUAUUAUCAACAACCUGUUUAUAAUUUCCAAUUCCAAAACCAAUAUCCUUAUCAACAACAGCAACAGCAGCAACCACAGCCACAACCACAGCCUGGUCAACAACAAAUUGGUCAACAACCUGGCGGUCAACAACAGCCUUCUCAACCAAAUCCAACUAACGCUACUGCAACUGCAACUGCAACCACCACCACUUCUCAACAACCUGGUCAACAAGGAAAUGGUUAUAAUCAAUUGAAUCCUUAUCAAGAUUAUUCUAAUUAUCAAAGAUAUUAUAAUUAUCAACAACCUCAAUCUCAAUAUUAUCAACAAAAUUUAAAUUCUGUUCAUUCAACUCCUCAACAAGGUUCAUUAAAUACAACAAAUCAAUCAUCUGCAACUGGUGGUAUAACUGGUGCACAAACUACUUCAAAUUCAACACCUUUACAAUCAAAUCCACCUUAUCCUGCCACUACAAGUUCAAAUACACCAGUUACAACUUCUUCAGUAGGACAAAUUCAACCUGUUGGUUCAAGACCAAGAGUUACUACAACAAUGUGGGAAGAUGAAAAAACUUUAUGUUAUCAAGUUGAUGCAAAUGGUGUUUCUGUUGUUAGAAGAGCUGAUAAUAAUAUGAUUAAUGGUACUAAAUUAUUAAAUGUUGCUCAUAUGACAAGAGGACGUCGUGAUGGUAUAUUAAAAUCUGAAAAAAUUAGAGAUGUUGUUAAAAUUGGUUCAAUGCAUUUAAAAGGUGUUUGGAUUCCAUUUGAUCGUGCUUUAGCAAUGGCUCAAAGAGAAGGUAUUGUUGAUGUUUUAUAUCCUUUAUUUGUUAGAGAUAUUAAACAAGUUAUUCAACAAGGUUCAACUACUCAACCAAAUACUAAUCCUCAAUGGUAUGGUGGUGCUGGUGGUGCUUCAACUACUACAGCUUCAUCAUUAACUGGUGGUAGUACAGGUAUUCCAUCAACUGCACCAACUACAGCAUCAACUGGUUCUUAUCAACCAAUUCCUUAUCAACAAGCUGGUCAACCUCAACAACAACAACAACAACAACAACAAGCUGGUCAACAACAACCUGGUUCAAAUCAAGCAUCAAAAUUAAGUCCUUAUUUAACACCAAAUUCAAUUUCAAAUCAAUCUUUACAAGAUUCUAAAUAUUUACCUCAACAACCUACUUCAACAACUACAACUAAUCCAUCAACUCAACAACCUCAACCUCAAACUCAACCUCAACAACCUGGUCAAACUCAAGCUUAUUAUAAUUCAUAUCCUUCAUAUUAUCCAUAUCAAUAUGGAACUCAAACAACACAACAACCUCAACCUCAACAACCAGGUAUACCUCAACAACAACCAGGAGCACCAAAUUAUGGAUAUAAUUAUGGUAUUCAAGUUGGUGGUUUACCACAAGUUGGAUAUGGAUAUUUACCAUCUUAUCAAAAUAAUGAAGAACAAAAAUGA
Molecule: messenger RNA, 1869 nt
Organism: Hansenula ciferrii
Lineage: Eukaryota; Fungi; Ascomycota; Saccharomycetes; Phaffomycetales; Wickerhamomycetaceae
Product: KilA-N domain-containing protein
Exons: 1
Coding region: 1-1869 (622 amino acids)
Biological process (GO): positive regulation of transcription by RNA polymerase II
Cellular component (GO): nucleus
Molecular function (GO): sequence-specific DNA binding; DNA-binding transcription factor activity
Source: RefSeq, a predicted model, not a curated record